Messenger RNA from Adineta ricciae, 615 nucleotides. The record is from the annotation of a GenBank genome assembly. Lineage: Eukaryota; Metazoa; Rotifera; Eurotatoria; Adinetida; Adinetidae.
AUGAUAUCAACUUUUUCGCUGACUCUGCUAUUUUCAUUAAUCAACGUUGCGAUUUUAUUACAUAUUGAGCAAUCAACUCUUGAAACACGUGUUAAACAUGCGGACACCAUACUCUUCGGUCGAUUUAACUGGGAGAGUUUCGUCAGUGCGGAAAAAUACAAUACGUUUGAAUUCAUUGUUUAUUGUACGAUCAAGAAAAGUAAACCGCCUGCAAAUGUUCCACGUUCAAUCCGUGUGAUUAUUUCAGACAAUGCAACAGAAAUCGAUAUGAAGAAGAAUCGAUGGUUUAUUUUGUUUCCGAAGAUGAGUCAAACCAGAAAUACCUGGAUUGUCAACGAUCGAAAUGAUGCAUUUGAUUUAGACGAUGAUUUAGAGCUUCGAAUAUUCGAGCAAUUCUGUUUUCUUAAACCCAAACUUCCAUACGGUUUUCCUAACAUUGGCCUUCUCGAUCGUUGUCCUAAACCAAGUUCUGAACAUUGUCUCAGUAACGGUACGCGGAUUCGACAUGAUGAAUUAUUGGAAUUGAAAACAUUUCUUACGAGUACAACUACGAGAAAAUCGAAAUUAAAAACAACCAUUGUUAAACACAAAGAAUUUAUUAAACCUGUUUGGUAA